AUCCUGGACAAGCUGCAGCUGGCCUGUGUUGAGGAAGUGGAAGUGAACUGCAACUGGACCCUGUCCAGCCUGGCCACUUUUGCUCCUUACCUCAGCCGGAUGGGAAAUCUUCGCAGCCUCCUCCUCUCCCACGUCCACCGGGCCGCCUCCAUUGCCCCCGAGGAGCAGGAACGGCUGGUCCUGCAGUUCACCUCUCAGUUUGCCCACCUGGGCUGCCUCCAGGAGCUGUCCAUGGACUCUGUCUGCUUCCUGGAAGGCCGCCUGCACCAGGUGCUCAGGUUCCUGAGGACCCCGCUGGAGUCCCUCUCAAUAACCGACUCUCGGCUCUCAGAAUCAGACUUGACGUGUCUGUCACAGAGCCCGAGCAUCCGUCAGCUCAGCGAGCUGAACCUGAGCGGUGUCAGGAUGACUCGCUUCAGCCCUGAGCCCCUCCGAGUUCUGCUGGAGAGCGUCGCAGCCACCGUGAAGACCCUGGACCUGGAGGACUGCGGGAUCCGGGACGCCCAGCUCACCGCCAUCCUGCCCGCCCUAAGCCGCUGCUCCAGCCUCACCACCUUCAACUACCUGAGGAACCCCGUGUCUGUGACCGCCCUGGAGGCCCUGCUGGUCCACACUGUGCACCUGAGCCACUUAAGCCUGGAGAUGUAUUCUACUCCUCUGGAGGUCUACGGCCCCCAGGGUGGCCAGCAGCAGUGGAGACUCAACCAACUUCGUGAUAAGCUGAUGGUGAUGGUGGAGUCAUUAAGACAGUCCAGAACAGUCUGGUUCACUGCCGCCACCCAAGACUUCAUCAUGUGUUCCCGAAGUGGGGGCCAGGAUGCUGGGUGGAUCCUGCUGCAUGACCCCCCAGUUGUGCUCAGUCUGCUCCAGGUGCUUUAUGACAUAGUACAGAACAGACCAUCAGCUGCCUGGACAAGCUACAUGGGGGCAGCGGGCAGUGAGGGCAAAAUCCACAGUUCUAGCCACCGCUGGGGUCUGAGAGCCCGAGGCCUUGCUGCCAACCUGCUUUGCUUCAGGGCCAAGUACACCAAAGCCAGCGACCCCUGUGUCCUGACUUGGCACCAGAUCCAGUGGUAG
Molecule: messenger RNA, 1077 nt
Organism: Dipodomys ordii (Ord's kangaroo rat)
Lineage: Eukaryota; Metazoa; Chordata; Mammalia; Rodentia; Heteromyidae
Product: PRAME family member 12-like
Exons: 3
Cellular component (GO): cytoplasm
Source: RefSeq, a predicted model, not a curated record